AUGGGUCCCCAACUGCAGAGGUUGGCCGAGUCUAAACUCAAGUGCAAAAUCAGUCAGGCUUGGGGACUGACCGAGACCACAGGAGCAGUCACUUGGCUCCCUUGGGAUCGGGAAGACACAACUGGCAGCACAAGUCAAUUGUUACCAAACACACGUUUGAAGAUUGUUGACGGGAGUGAACGUCCUGUCCAAGAUGGUCAUUCGGGUGAAAUUCUGGUUCGUGGUCCUAACGUCAUGCUUGGGUACUGGGAAAACAAAGAAGUCACAGCACAGGCCUUCACCGCAGAUGGAUGGUUUCGUACGGGGGAUAUCGGAACGCGCAAAGAUGGCAAGUUUUAUAUCGUUGAUCGGAAGAAGGAAUUGAUCAAAUUCAAAGGGUUGCAGGUAGCUCCAGCGGAUAUUGAAGCAGUUCUCAUUGAACAUGACCAAAUUCUGGAUGCCGGCGUUGUAGGGAUACCAGAUCCUCAGCUUGCCGGCAAUGAGAUCCCACAAGCCUUCAAUCGUCCGAAAACCCGGAAAGAGUUCGAUAAGCGAAGAAGACGUCAAAAGGUAUAUGUCAUUCCUCGCAACUUGUCCGGGAAAAUCCUGCGCCGCAAGUUGGUGCAGUUUGAAGAGCACGAGAGGCCCUUGAAGCUGUAA
This is a messenger RNA of Penicillium expansum, 639 nucleotides long. Its product is annotated as AMP-dependent synthetase/ligase. Gene Ontology annotation, molecular function: CoA-ligase activity. The record is from RefSeq and is a predicted model, not a curated record. The transcript has 3 exons. Gene Ontology annotation, biological process: secondary metabolic process. Lineage: Eukaryota; Fungi; Ascomycota; Eurotiomycetes; Eurotiales; Aspergillaceae. The coding region runs from base 1 to 639 and encodes 212 amino acids.